Amblyraja radiata (thorny skate) is the source of this 5888-nucleotide messenger RNA. RefSeq names its product muscleblind-like splicing regulator 2 (gene mbnl2). Gene Ontology annotation, molecular function: metal ion binding; RNA binding. Bases 869 to 2122 code for a protein of 417 amino acids. The record is from RefSeq and is a predicted model, not a curated record. The transcript has 11 exons. Gene Ontology annotation, cellular component: cytoplasm; nucleoplasm. NCBI's taxonomy places the organism in Eukaryota, Metazoa, Chordata, Chondrichthyes, Rajiformes, Rajidae. Gene Ontology annotation, biological process: regulation of RNA splicing.
CUUUUCAUACAACCUCUUGAUUAUGCAGCACUGUUUACAGAAGCACUGUUUAUUCUAGUUGAACAAAAUCAAUGUUGGAUAUUACUGUGAGCAGUACAGUGUGGGGUUUGAGACAUUUAGCAUGAAGUAGACUGUUUUCAUCUCAAAGCUACUCGUGUGCUGAACUCUUGCUACUAUUAAAUCAGGACUGGGCCAUGAGGGGGAAGUAUGUCAUGAAAAGUGCCUUUGCUGAAGUCUGUGUUACUUGGAACUGCUUGUAGGUCGGUCUGCUCUCGUGAGCCUUGCUUGCUGCCAAUUAGACAAAUGUCUUGCCUAACGUGCAACUGAAAACCGAAAUCUCUGCUGCAUCUGUGGCUGCUGUUUUAUCUUAAACUGAACACUACAUAAAAAAUCUGGAACAACAAUCUACUGCAGGAAGAACUAACCAACAUAUGGAGAGCUUACGCUGAAUACAGUAAAAUCAAUAACAAAGUGAAUCAAGCACGAUUCAUAUUCAAUCAACUGAUGUGAUUGCGUCAAAACAACUUUUAAUUAAAAGCAAUAAAGUGAACGUGUCAGCAGAAAUACAUAUUCAACUAUCAUAUCGACAAAAAGAAAAAAGGGUUAAAUCUCCUCAAACGGAAGGCCGCAGCUCAACCAGUGACCGAUCGACUACUUGCUGACUUGACUGUUUUGAUGUUGACUAAUUCAUGGCAAACCAAUUUUCGAGCAGCGUUUUAUGAAGUGAUUUUUUUGUUCAUGAACAUUCAGAAGUAUUUUAUAUAUUGAAAAAAAUAUCUUUUUGUUUUUAAUUCUUUUGGCUGCUGCAUUUCCCUCAGAACACUGAUAUUAAGCUGUUCUAAAACACGCUAAAACACUUCGAUUUAUUAUGGCUGUAAAUGUUACUCCAGUACGUGAUACAAAAUGGCUGACAUUAGAAGUGUGCAGACAGUUUCAGAGAGGGACAUGUUCACGUUCAGACCAGGAAUGCAAGUUUGCACAUCCACCAAAAAGCUGUCAAGUUGAAAACGGACGAGUUAUUGCAUGCUUUGAUUCUCUCAAGGGUCGAUGCACAAGAGAGAACUGCAAGUACCUUCAUCCACCAAUGCAUUUAAAAACGCAGUUAGAAAUUAAUGGACGUAACAAUCUCAUACAACAGAAAACAACUGCAGCUAUGCUAGCACAGCAGAUGCAAUUCAUGAUGCCAGGUGCACAGAUUCAACCAGUUGCCACAUUUCCAAUGAAUCAUGGCGCAGGAUUAAAUAAUCAUGCUUUUAGUUUUAGCCCUUUCCUGGCACCCAUGCCUCACAAUGUCGGAUUAGUUCCAACAGAAAUGCUCUCUAAUCCCCCUGUCCUUGUCCCUGGAAGCCCACCUAUGUCAGUUGCAGGACCAGGAAAUGUGCAGAAGCACAUGAGAACAGACCGAUUAGAGGUGUGCAGGGAGUUUCAACGAGGGAACUGCACUCGGGGUGAGACUGACUGCCGUUUUGCUCACCCUGCAGACAGCACAAUGGUGGAAACCAAUGACAACACCGUAACUGUCUGCAUGGAUUAUAUCAAAGGUCGAUGCUCAAGAGAGAAGUGCAAAUACUUCCAUCCCCCUGCGCACUUACAAGCCAAAAUAAAGGCAGCUCAGCAUCAGGCCAACCAGGCUGUGGCAGUAGCUCAGGCAGCUGCUGCAGCAGCAACUGCAAUGACUCAGUCGGCUGCCAAAUCUGUGAAACGACCCCUCGAGGCAACCUUUGACCUGGCCUUCCCACCUGGUGUUCUUCACCAUUUACCAAAGAGACCAGCCCUUGAAAAAAGCAAUGGCACCAGCACAAUCUUUAGUCCGAGUGUUUUGCACUACCAACAGGCUCUAGCCAAUGCACAUAUGCAGCAGCAAACGUUUUUUCCAGGGUCGGUGUUUUGCAUGACUCCUCCAGCUACAACUGUUGUACCCUUGAUGCACAGUGCUUCGCCCGCCACUGUCUCUGCAGCAACAACAUCUGCCACAAGCGUUCCUUUCGCCACAGCAGCUAUAGCCAAUCAGAUGGCAGCUGGGGUCAGGAUAGAACCCAAAUCCUUGGAGCUGCGAGGCAGCAGCUCUGACUGUGCACACCAUGCCGCCCAUCUUUUAAAUGCAUCUGUGCUGUUCAUCUAAACUAUCAUGCUGAAAUAGUGAACCCGAAGCUAUUGAAUUCCCAGGACAUCUCUAUGGAAACUCACGAACAAGCUUACUGUAAAUACUAUCCUCUUCACUCCCCACCUGCAUCAAUAUUGGGCUUACCACAGCCAGCAUGCUAACUAAAUCAAGAUGCAUUCUAUUUAGAUUAAGCAACAAUACAAGAUCUUGAUUGGAAAUGCAUUGUCAAAUAUAAGGAUAUAGAUGAUUUCAGGCACAUAUGUAACAUUCGUAUAUCCUGUAAAUAACUCUAGCACUUAAGAUAAAUAUUACAAUCUAGGCAAUGGAAAUCUACUUUCUGAUGUCUCAUUUUGUGGAGAUGUUAAGCCAUUACAUUCUGUAAAGAGUGUGAUGUGGUUAUAUUAUUAAUAAUGUGUUGUCUGAUAUCAUGGUAUACAAAAACAGCACCUGCUGAGUUGGAAGAAUCCCCACGGACAUAUAUACAAUAGACAGUACCUAAAAAAACUUUGAAAUAUACAGUGCAAAUUAAAGUAGGCUUUUAAAUCUUUUAACAGCCUAAUUAAUCACUGGGAAAAAAAUAACAUUUAAUCAAUAGUGAUCAGUUUUAUGUUUAAAAAAAAAAGAUUAAGAAAACUAAAUCUUAAAUAGGUGGGAAUUAUGAAAUAACUCCAGGGUUCUUAUUGAUAUUAAUCUGAAAUAUUGCACAGGCAUAAUGACUUGCCAAAGUUUACCGAAUAUUGAUUGCUAAUGCUCCUGAUGUCUUGUUUAGACGAUAAGAGCAAAUCAUGAAAGGACGUUUUUCCAGUGCAUUGAAGUCAUUUGUGGAUAUGUAGGUCCUAAGAGAAGUUGAGAGGUUGGUUGAAUUUACUGAGGCAGCUUGUUUCAAAGUUUGAUGAAUCAUGUCAAAGGUUAAAGUGAAGUUCCCACUGCCAAUUCUGAAAAUGUCAGUAGAGUUUGCACAGUGGAAUUUCAGUGAGUGUAGCUGGCUACAAAAGCACUAGAUUGUUUGCAGUAGAUCGGUUUCACUGCAACAAAAAUAAUUUUGCCCACUAUAUUUCUGCGUUACCAAAGAUUCUUCCAACUCCAAAAGAUGCACCGUAUUAUAAAGUCACUUAUAAUCUAGUACAUGAUUUAUGUAACAGUGCCUAAAAUAAAGAGGGUGGGACAAUUAUUCACAAAUAUGUACAAAAUGUAAGUUUUAUCAAAAUUGCAUUUUAUUUUCUCUCAUGUUAGCAAAGGAAACUGAAUUAGCUGGCACAAUUUGACAAAAAUGUCGAUGUAAUACAUAAUGAGAAGAAUUAAUUUUUUUUUAAAUAAUUAUUCUUUUUCUAAGAAAAGGCUCUUCCCAAAUGCACCCUAAUCUCUCACUAAUAUCGUUUUACUGUCAAUGAAACAAGAAUGAGGGCAGGUGAUUAUUUUUUCCUUUAAGCCAAAUUGAAUCCUUAAGCUGUAAAUUUUACCAAAUUUAUUACCUUCAUUCUGCAAGUCACAAUAUAAUUGUGACUCUAAUAUGACGUUUGGAAGAAAUGCUGAUGAUAAGAAAACACUGUUCAACAAAAUUAUGUUACAUUGUCUAAAAAAAACACGAUGUACAUUAAGGCUGGCUCAGUCCCGUGGUAUAACUUUGAAUUCUACAAUUUGAUUUUAAUACUGGUGAAUCAAUCUGCCACUGCAUAUGUUAAUCAGAACAUAGUAAACACAAAAACCUAUAACUUGGCAAUUUUCUUUUUUUUAAUUAUAGUUUAUAUUUAAAGAAAACUUUUUUUAAGUCUUAGAAGAUCAUAGAUAAGUUCCUCCAUUGUAAUGAUUAGAAAUUAGUUAAGUUUGAUCAGGAUCUUUAUUGUGUUGAAAAUAUAUAUUCCUUUUUCAUAAUAGGUUUACCUUUUUACAAGAUUGGUUUUAUGAUAUGAAAUGUUAAUGGUUUUAUAGUAGAAUUGAUACUAAAGAUAACAUGUAAUGAUUUUGUUUUCUUUAACCUUUUAUUGAGGAUGAAUAGUAGUUAUAACCUUUUUUUUAAAAUCCUGCUCUUAUAUUAUACAUGUGAAGUUCAGUCCAUUACAAAUCAACUUGGCCUGCAUUUUACAACGGUAAAACACACUGUUGACAAAUAGGAAACUAUAUCAUAAUGGGACGUUCAGAAGUCCAGUGCAGGUUUUCAGUGGUCUUAGUACAAUGAUAAUGUCAUAACUUUUAUGUGCUUGUUUUUUAAAACCACAUUUAUUCUCAAUAACCAUCAAAUUAUUUUUCUGUCUUUGUGUAGAAAGACAGUUUUCUUCAGAUUUCUGAUGCAAUAGUGAUAUUUUUUGUUAUGAAAUAGUGCACUUAGCUUAAGAACUUGUUGCACUACAAUAAGAUGGCAUGGCUUCUGGCCGCAGCACUUAGUCAGCGCACUUAGUUUUCUGAGGGCUCAGACUCAAACUCAUAACAACAUUUAUUGGCUAAUUAGUACUUUAACAUACAUAAGUUGAUCUUUAACAUGAAAUAAUUAUGUCAUAAUAAUGGCAGGAUACAUGUGUACUUACAUAGAUCUGUGUAUUUUUUUUAAAUGUUAAGGAUAGAUAAGGUCUUUAUACUUCAGUUUUUCCAACUGAUAAAGUGAACCAUUUGACCUGCAGAUAUUGGCUCUUCGCCAUCUGUGUACUGUCAGAUGGUAUAAAAUUGAUACUGUUUGAAUAUUUUUGGAAUUCGCACCCAAGGAACGCAUUGGUUUGUGUUUUUCAAAGGGUUUGUUGUUUUCAAAAGUGUUGUGACUAUCUCAGAGUUGACAUGCAGCUGAAAUAUCUGAUACUGAUGAUGUUCAGAUAUGUACAACAUAUCUAGUUGCACUUAUGUACAUAGUAAGUAUGUAAUAACUGUCUUUAUAUUGUAAAACGAGCAGCGGAGGUUUUUAAAUAGAAACUAAAUCCUCCGUUCAAAGCAUUGUCAUGAGAGGCAGUUUUACAUUAAUUGUAACUGUUUACUGAAAUAUAAUAUAUUUCUUGAUGGAAUUCUAGGCAGUUAACACAAACUAUUUUUAAAACUAUAUAUAAAAUUGUAUGCUGCAAUUUUUAUUUAGAAAUUAACAUUCACGCCUCGACUGAGGAAUACUAACUGCGGUUGGUCUCUCAUGCUUGUAGCUUUGAGCAACAAUAAAAGAUAAAAUAUUCAAACAUAUCAUACAAGUCUGACAGAAACAGCAUCCCUGCUUAGGAUACAACAUUUUCAACCUGGUGGUAAGCUGUUUAGUACCCUUUCACUCACUGUACCUUAUUUACAUUUUUAUUGGGUUGAAAUCUCAAGAGUUGUUUUACCAGGCAUCGCACUAGAGAGCCAUGGAAGUUUACAGUCCUUAUUCUGUGAUUUCUGAUAUAAUUUUCUAGUUAGAAAAUUGGAGUUAAGUUGAAAAAAAACAUUAUUCAGGCUGCUUUUGGCAAACAGUUGCCUGGUAAAUAUUUCACAAUGCCAAUUUGAACUCUAGUUACAGCGGCCAAAUAAGUUUACUAGCUAUGCUAUUUGGUGAAUCUUAGUAGUUGAAGAAUGUACAGCUCGAUUCACACACACACAAAUACAAAUGGGUGCAGUUAGGGGUUCUUAUCAAUAGGCAUAACAAUAUGUCACUGCAAUGAAACAAUUUAUCUGUACACAGAGCCUCCAUAUCCCAGGUAUACAGUACUGACUUUCUGUAUUACUGCCAGAUUAUAUACUGUUUAUGGUUUAGUUAUGUUGAAUGAUUCACUGUUAUAUUUCUUAAAAUACAACUAUUUGUUUAUGACCAUUGAGGGGAAAAUAAAGAAAUAUUUGGGAA